UUCCAAUAGUAGAAGAAAUAAAAAAAGCUCUCACAUCUUCGCAAACUGACACACUUAAUGCUAAUGUGACCUCACAAACUUAUCACUCCUGUUUCUACUCGCUGCUUUCAUUUUCAUUGAAGCUAAGCGAAAGUUGUUUAUUUUCUAUACCGGUAUUAAAACUCACUGCUGAACUAUGCAACCGGCAUUGCUCCUUAGUUACUGAAAGGAGCAAUAUAUGAUAAACUCAUCUAGAUUUUAUAUUUAUAAAUAUUUUACAAAAAAUUUAUAUAAAUAAUUUUUAUACAAGAUGUAUACAAGUAGAGAAGAAUUGUUAUCUAGAUUUACUAUUGCGGACUAUGCCAUAUUUAUACUUAUGCUUGGGGUAUCAGCUGUGAUUGGAAUUUACUAUGCAUGUACCGGUGCAAAGCAAAAAACAACAAAAGAUUUUUUCAUGGGAGGCCAAAAUAUGGGAGUUUUUCCAGUCGCUAUGUCUAUUCUAGCUAGUUUUAUGUCAGCAAUACCCAUGUUAGGCAUACCUGCUGAAACUUAUCUCACUGGUACACAAUUUUGGAUGGUAGUUGCAGCUUAUUGUUUUAUGUUUCCCACAGUAGCUUAUGUUUUUAUGCCAGUAUUUUACGAACUGGGACUUUCAAGCGUUUAUGAGUAUCUAGAGCUCCGAUUCAAUAAAACAGUGCGGACAAUAUGCUCGAGUAUUUUUACGUUUCAAAUGGUUUUAUAUAUGGCAAUUGUUAUGUAUGCUCCUUCCCUCGCAUUGUCCCAAGUGACUGGGCUUCGAGUUUGGUUUUGUGUCUUAUCAAUUGGCAUUGUUUGCACCUUUUACACUACUGUUGGUGGCAUGAAAGCUGUUGUUCUGACUGAUUUGUUUCAAGUAUUUGUAAUUUUUGGUGCCAUGCUGGUUGUUGUGAUUAAAGGCUCUAUUGACUUAGGAGGAAUUGAUUUUAUAUGGAAUAAAAGUAAAGAAGGCCAAAGAAUUGAAUUUUUCAAUCUUGAUGUGGAUCCAACUGUGAGACAUACAGUCUGGAGUUUGACGAUUGGAGGUUACUUUACAUGGCUGUCUAUAUACGGCGUAAGUCAACCCAUGGUUCAAAGAUAUCUGACGAUUCCAAAUAUUCGAGGAGCAAGAAUAGCAAUAUGGUUGAAUUUACCAGGAUUGGCAACAAUUGUUACAGUUACUACUUUAGCAGGAUUACUUAUUUAUGCUAAAUAUUUUGAUUGUGAUCCUAUUAAAACCAAGCAAGUUAGUGCUCCAGAUCAACUCUUGCCCCUCUUUGUGAUGGAUGCUUUAGGCACAAUGCCUUGUUUGCCAGGAGUUUUUGUUGCAGGCAUAUUUAGUGGAGCUAUCAGCACUGUUUCAUCUGGCGUGAAUUCUUUGGCGGCUGUUACUUUAGAAGACAUUGUGAAAUCAUACAUAAAACCGGAUAUCUCUGAAAAGUGGGCUACAAGGUUUGCAAAAAUUUUAGCUCUUUCUUAUGGAGCGGCAUGCAUUAUUUUAGUUGCUGUUGUAGAGAGACUUGGAGCCAUUCUUCAACUCUCAUUAAGUGUUUUUGGAGUUAUAGGAGGACCUAUUCUUGGAGUUUUUAUGCUUGGCAUGUUUUUUCCAUGGGCAAAUAUAAAAGGUGCAAUGACAGGCCUUUUGACAGGACUUAUUGCAGUAUUAUGGAUUGCAGUUGGCGCAUUUCUGAACAAGCCACCUAAGAAUUUUGCGCCAUUUUCGGUUGAAGGGUGCACAGAAUUGUAUUAUAAUGCUACUGGUAACAUGUGGAACGAAACUAUUACUACAACUGUACAACAACUGCCAAACAAGGAUGACAUUUUUGUAAUAUAUCGACUGUCAUACAUGUGGUACAGUGCAAUUGGAUCUUUAAUAGUUAUUGCUAUUGGUUUGGUUGUGAGUUUCAUAACAGGAGCUCAUGAUAAAGAUGACAUUAAACAAGAUCUUAUCAGUCCAAUCACAAGAAAAGUUUUAGCUUUGUGUUCAAAGGUUAAACAAAAUAAGACGGUCUUUCCUGUUGAACUAGUAACAAAUAAUAUUAAAGCUACAGGAUUAAAGCCGGAAAGAAGUGAUAAAGCUGUACAAAGUGAUGGAGUUAUUAAUGUGGCGUAUAUCAACGAUACUAAUACCCCAGUGAUGAAAAAAUCUACUAAGAUUUCGUCUUCAACUCAUGCAGCAAGGCUUUAAAAACGUGAUAUAAGGAUGUUGAAAUUACAUUAUUAAACUAACGAUGUAAUAAAAGCCAUUUUAUUGCCUGGCUAAUCGCUGAAAGCCUAAAAGUGAGAGAAAAAGUAUUCAUGAACAUGCAUAAACUGUUUUUUCUGCACAAUCAUGUGAAUCAUUAAAGUUAGCAUUUGUAAAAAUCAUAUUUCAUUAACUUUUCAUCAUUUGUAUGAGUUUUUAAGAUUAAUAAUGCAGAAUAAUUUGUGGGAAGAAAUGUAUGAUCAUUUUUUGUUUAUUCGUUAUAUAUAGUAACAAACUUUGUGUUUUAAACCAAUGUGAAAACUAAUUUUUAAUAUAUUGGUAAUAUCACUGUUAAAACUUUUAAGGAAUAUAUAAAACACAUUAAAUUAUUUUUCUUUUACAAAAUGUUUAAAUGUGUUUUUAAAUUAUAAAAAAUAAUCCUAAAUUAGUGUAAAAAAAUCUAUUAAAUGUGAAAUUAAGUUCGAAAAUCUGAAUGAUUUUUUUUUCAAUUCUAGCGUUGUAAAUUUGUAGUGUUCUCGUCAAAUCGGAAAAGAAUUAUGAUACUUUUAAAACUUUUAAAUUUCAUAUAUAAUUCAUAUGAGGAGUUCCUUUUAAAGUUUUUAUUAAGUUUAAUUUUAAUAUUUCGUAUUUAAUUUUGAUAAUUUCAUAUUAAUUAAUUAAAAAACUCUUUUAAAACGAAAUUUUUUUAAAAUUAUUUAAUGUGUCAGUUAAGUUUUCAAAAAGUUAGAGAUGCUUUUAAUUGUUUAAUAUUCAAUAUAUAUUUUUUUAUUGAGUUAAGGCUCUGAAAUCACAGUGAAUUCCAUAUGGAUUGUCUAUAAAUAUGUUUGCUUUUAAUUUUUUUAUAUGUAUGUUACAUGUUUUGUUCGUAUUGUACCAUUGCAUUGCUUUACAAGGAUUAUAGAAAUUUUAAAAAUUGUCAAAUUGUAAUUGAUUUUCUCUAUAAAUUAUGCAAAUUAAAAAUAUUGCAUAUUUUUUGAAUUUCCAUGUUUACCCAAUGCACCAUGUUUACUCAAUGCACCAUAUUACUCAAAAUCGAAUUUUGCAAAGAAAUUUCCACAUUUCAGACUGCUUUUUCUUAUUUAUAAUCAUAAAUAAUUGUCUUAUUUAGUCUUCAAAUUCUUUUCAAUCAUUUAUUCAAUAUUUACCUUAUUUGAACCUUUAACCUUUUAAUAUUGUUUUAUAUUAAUGUUUUGCUUCCAGGUUUAUGUUUUAUGUUAAAUGCAAGCAGUUAUGUGUACGUUUUAUGUUAAAUGAGAUAUAUAUAUAUACAAUACAAAGUGUACAUUUAAAAUAAAAGUACAUACUUUAUUUUUAA
This is a messenger RNA of Parasteatoda tepidariorum (common house spider), 3515 nucleotides long. RefSeq names its product sodium-coupled monocarboxylate transporter 1. Gene Ontology annotation, biological process: transmembrane transport; sodium ion transport. Gene Ontology annotation, cellular component: membrane. NCBI's taxonomy places the organism in Eukaryota, Metazoa, Arthropoda, Arachnida, Araneae, Theridiidae. Gene Ontology annotation, molecular function: symporter activity. The record is from RefSeq and is a predicted model, not a curated record.